AUUCACGCGACGGCAAGCCAAGGAUAUCUGUAAUAGCCUCACGUUUCAAUUUGACAUAAAAUGAUCUAGAUGAUGGAAAGAGGAUCCUAAUACUUGCGGAAACUACUAAGUCCCCAACCUGGCCUGUCAAAUAAAUAAAGUGAGCAGGGAUAAACAGCUCUAUCAGUUCUGGUGUCUCAGGCAUCAUAAGCCCUCACACCUGUCCCUCGUGAUAUGGCGGAGUACAUAGAUAUCUUUGAUAAACUUGGUACUCAAGGUUGUCUCUUGGACUGUGACACAUGGGCCGCCAAGCAACAGCCCGCUGGUCGACGAACCACGACUCAAGGCGAGAAACGAGAAAAGCGGAAAGAUCUAAAGGCACUCGGCAAAGGAUCAGUAAUGAAGCAGCGUCAACGUUGAAUAAUGAUACAAGAAUCAACAACAGUAAGCUCAAGUUCAGGCGUAAAGCUUUCAGAUUGAAGGACGCAAAGGCUUCUGGAGAUCGUGGCUGCGAGUGUUGCCUGUUCUUUCAUGACUUGCUGAAAGCCCUGAUGUCUGCGCGUGGGAGCUUUAAUAUCGAGAAUCUCGUCUUUGAGUGGAUCCGUUAUAGCUUUCUUCUUAAAGUGCAGGAAACACAGAAUAGUUUUUCUUUCCAAUUCUUCUCUCCUCUGGGAUCCAUGUCACUCAUCAACGGCUUCAGAUCUGCCAAGGUUCUUUCAGGUGAUACAAACACCUCAAUUUCCCUUGGCCUGGCAGAAAGCUGGAUAAGGCAAUGUGAAGAGACUCACGAGCAAUGCGGUUCUGGACGAGGUGUCCCCCUCCCGAAGCGAUGUCUGGACCUUAAGCCAGAUACUGUCCCUGAUGGCUCAGUGAUACAGCUGGUACAAACGCAUAGUAUCAAUGCACUUCCCAAGACGUUCAGGGAUGCUGUGGUACUAGCAAGAAAACUUGGGCUACGAUACCUUUGGAUUGACUCCCUCUGUAUUAUUCAAGAUUCUUCUGAAGAUUGGCAAAUUGAGUCCAGCAAUAUGGCCGACAUCUAUCACAACAGCUUUGUUACCAUUGCGGCAAUCUCAUCGCCUGACUCCCGAGGCGGUUGCUUCUCCCCAGGAAAUCAAGGUGAUAUAUGCUUCAGGACUCAGGGAGACCAUGGCCUUGAUACUCUGAUUGCUGCUCGGUAUUGUGAUGGCGAAGGUGCAGCAGAUGACAUCAAAGCAUUCCAGAAGACCUUUCCAGCGCUAACUCGAGCAUGGAUCUAUCAAGAGCGUAUGCUGCCCCGGAGGCUACUCUAUUGUACAUAUACCGAGCUCCAGUUUGAAUGCCGGCAAAACAAGACGUGUGAGUGCGGCAACCGCUUUAUGCCUCCGCAUCCAGCACCAAAGACUGAGGCCAGUCAAGCUAUGGCGCAAGGAAAGGAUCAUUACGAUCAAGUUCAAAGACUCCACGGUGUCAGAGGAUUGUACUCGAUACCGCAAUUAUGUCAGCAUUGGCAGAAGACAGUGAUGCAGUAUACUAAACUUCGCAUCACACAGGGGAGUGAUAAAUUGCCGGCUUUGUCAGGGUGCGCCAAAGAUAUUGGGCGGAUCACGAGAGACGAAUACAUUGCUGGACUCUGGAGGAACAGUUUAGCUGAGGGAUUUCUUUGGGUCGUCAACAAGCCGGUGGACCAGACUCGCCCGACAUGGAGAGCACCUAGCUGGUCGUGGGCGAGCGUGGAUACUACUAGAGGCAUAGAUUACACCUAUUCCCUGAGAACGCGCCACAGACGGCAGUUACAAGAUAGGAUCGAAGCGGUUGAGUAUGUCCCCGCCGGCAUCGACAAGACAGGAGCUGCAAAAUCCGGUCACAUCUGCGUACGAGCGUCUCUAUGCGCUGUGCACCUCCGCAGCAUCUGUAGAGUGUGCUCGACCUCCAGAAGCACCACUCAUUACACCAUAGAGAGCGAAAGUUGGGUGUUGACACGAAGCCCUCGGAUAACACCCUGCCCUGUGACACCAGGCCACGAUAUCAAAGGACUAAAGCUGAAGGGUGCAAAGCCGAGUUUCUUUCCCGAUUACAAGUAUGACGACAGAUUUGACUUUGAAUUCUACCAGAGGAACGACGGGUUUGCUUGUCGGCAUGCCCAAGUGUUUCUUCUCCACCUUUAUGAUAGUCAGUCGUUUGCGACUGAUGUGAUUACCGAUUACUUCCUUGUUCUCAAGGUAUCCAAUAGCAAGGACUCAUUCGAGCGGGUUGGGCUGUUUACUCUCAGUUUUGAGAAAAGGGCAACGAGAGAUGAGUGGUUUCAGAUGGAGUAUGACCUAGCGGCUGGAAAAGAGAAUCAUGUGAAACUUGUAUAGUGCUAGCUUCUAAGAAAUGAAAGAAACCGGAAAUCUGACAACUUUG
Molecule: messenger RNA, 2364 nt
Organism: Fusarium redolens
Lineage: Eukaryota; Fungi; Ascomycota; Sordariomycetes; Hypocreales; Nectriaceae
Product: heterokaryon incompatibility protein-domain-containing protein
Exons: 4
Coding region: 279-2318 (679 amino acids)
Source: RefSeq, a predicted model, not a curated record